AUGGAGCAAGAAAACUCUAUGAAAAGAUGGUGGUUCAAUUCGAUGUUAUUUAAGAAGGAGUUCGAACACAGAUGUAGGCUAAGUAAAUCAAUGGGCAGUCUUGGUCCUAUUGAAAAUGCCAGUGAAAGUAAAGAUCCGAAUAGAAAUGAUACGGAUAAAAACAUUCAGGGUUGGGGUGGUCAUGACAAUUACAGUAAUGUUGAUCUUUUUUUUGGCGUCAAGGACAUUCGGAAUUUUUUCUCUGAUGAUACUUUUUUAGUGAAAUAUAGUAAUGGGGACAGUUGUUCUAUAUAUUUUGAUAUUGAAAAGAAUAUUUUUGAGAUUGCCAAUGAUCAUCUUUUUUAUAGUGAACUAGAAAGUUCUUUUUAUCGGAAUUCUAGUGAUCUGAAUAAUGGAUCUAAGAGUAAGAAUCCCGACCACGAUCGUUACAUGGAUGAUACUCAGUAUACUUGGAAUAAUCACAUUAAUAGUUGCAUUGACAGUUAUCUUCAGUCCGAAAUCUGUAUUGAUAAUUACAUUCUAAGUGUUAAUUACAAUUCCAGUAACGAUAAUUCCAGUAAUGACAAUUCCAGUAAUGACAAUUCCAGUAACGAUAAUUCCAGUAAUGACAAUUACAGUAAUGAUAAUUCCAGUAAUGACAAUUACAGUAAUGACAAUUACAUUUCUAGUUCCAUUUGUAGUGAAAGUGAAAAUAUUAGUCAAGACGAGGAUAUCACAACGGAUGAUGAAACUAUACCAGAAAGUUCUACUCAUAUGGGUGUAACUCAACAAUACCGGCAUUUGUGGGUUCAAUGCGAAAAUUGUUAUGGAUUAAAUUAUAAGAAAUUUUUUAAAUCAAAGAUGAAUCUUUGUGAACAAUGUGGAUAUCAUUUGAAAAUGAGUAGUUUAGAUAGAAUCGAACUUUUGAUCGAUCCGGGCACUUGGGAGCCUAUGGAUGAAGACAUGGUCUCUCUGGAUCCCAUUGAAUUUCAUUCGGAGGAGGAGCCUUAUAAAAAUCGUAUCGAUUCUUAUCAAAGAAAUACAAGAUUAACCGAGGCUGUUCAAACAGGCAGAGGGCAACUAAACGGUAUUACCGUAGCAAUUGGGGUUAUGGAUUUUCAGUUUAUGGGAGGUAGUAUGGGAUCCGUAGUCGGGGAGAAAAUUACCCGUUUGAUUGAAUACGCUACUAAAGAAUUUCUACCUCUUAUUAUAGUGUGUGCUUCCGGAGGGGCACGCAUGCAAGAAGGAAGUUUGAGCUUGAUGCAAAUGGCUAAAAUAUCUUCUGCUUUAUAUGAUUAUCAAUCAAAUAAAAAGUUAUUCUAUGUACCAAUUCUUACAUCUCCUACUACCGGUGGGGUGACAGCUAGUUUUGGUAUGUUGGGGGAUAUCAUUAUUGCCGAACCCAAUGCCUACAUUGCCUUUGCGGGUAAAAGAGUAAUUGAACAAACAUUGAAUAAAACAGUACCCGAGGGUUCACAAGCGGCCGAGUAUUUAUUCCAGAAAGGCUUAUUCGAUCUAAUCGUACCACGUAAUCCUUUAAAAAGCGUUCUAAGUGAAUUAUUUCAACUACACACUUUCUUUCCUUUGAAUCAAAAUUAG
Lactuca saligna is the source of this 1578-nucleotide messenger RNA. Lineage: Eukaryota; Viridiplantae; Streptophyta; Magnoliopsida; Asterales; Asteraceae. The record is from the annotation of a GenBank genome assembly.